AAGAAGUUGGUGAGAUUAAGAUACUAUUGAACUUCUUAUCGCCAAUGACACCUAAGAGUGAGAAAUCUAGAGAGAGAAUGGGUGUUGAGGAAACAGAGAGAGGUAGCUUCUUGUACAAAGAUGUAUUACCAUUUGCAGCAAUGGUGCUGGUGGAAUUGAUGGUUGUUAGUGGUAACACACUCUAUAAAUCAGCAUCUGCUAAUGGAAUCAACUCUUAUGUCUUCACUUUCUAUGUCUUCUUCAUCGGCUUCAUCUUCAUCUUACCUCUCCCUUUCAUCCUCCAUAGAAGAACAAGCGUUCCAGUUCCACCCAUCAAUUUCUCGAUUGCUGGGAAAAUAUUCAUGCUUAGUGUCCUCAUGUAUUUGUCUCAAAUUUUCGGAUAUAUCGGUCUGAAGUACAGUUCUCCAACUCUAUCCUCGAUCAUGAGCAACCUUUCACCUGCGUUUACAUUCAUUCUCGCCUUCUUCUUCAGGAUGGAAUCGAUAGAUUUCCGAAGCAAUACAAGUCAAGCGAAAAUCAUAGGAACAAUAGUGUCAAUAUCAGGAGCAAUUAUAGCGACAGUUUACAGUGGUCCUUCAGUUUUAUCAAACCCGAUUAGCAUAAACUGGAUUGUCGGAGGAAUUUUACUCGCAAGUCAAUAUUUUUUACUUGCCUUCGCUCUGGUUGCCCAGGCGAAGAUAAUGAAAGAGUAUCCGGUGGACGUGAUGGUGGUGUUCGUAUUCGGGAUAAGUGGAUUGUUUGUAGCAGGGGUUGCGGGAUUAGUGAUGGCACAAGAUUUAGAUGCUUGGAAACUAAAACCUAAUCUUCUUUUGGUCACUAUACUAUAUAUGGGGUUUUCUUCUGGAUUCUUGAAUGUUGUGAUACAAAUCUGGACGCUGCGGUUGAAAGGCCCUGUGUACGUGGCGAUGUUCAAGCCGUUAACGAUUGUGAUAGCGAUUGUUAUGGGCGUCUUGUUUCUCGGUGAUUUGCUACAUCUCGGAAGUGUUAUGGGGGGCAUUAUAAUAACAGUAGGGUUUUAUGGAGUGGUAUGGGGAAAAGCCAAAGAGGAAUCUCCAUCGUCCAUUCAAAUCACCGCUCCUUUGCUCCAACCACAUCACAAUCUUGAACAGGGUCCAUGCAUUCAUUAACUUCUUAUUAAAAAAAAAAAAUCAAGAUUGCAGUGUAUAUAUAUUGUAAAAAAAAUCAACAUUGUUAAAAAUCUUAUUUAAUAUUUCUUUUUGUCACACAAACUCCACCAAAUACCACCCACAACCACCAUUUCAGCCACCACCAAACACCUUUAUUAGCCACAAUUAUAUCACCAUAUACAUCUCACAUGUUCACUCGAAACCAACACCAUCAACCACCGGAUCAACUUCUCUUUGCACCACCCAUACCCAGGGUUACAAACUCAAUCCCUGCUACCUAACUGAAAAUACUAAAUUACACUCACAAUAAUGGGCGAAAACUAACGGUGUUAGUAAAAAGAACCAUUCACGCAAGUUUUAGAAACCACAUAAACCAUGUUUGUCAAAAAAAAUUUUUACCAAUUACUGAAUUUGUGACCAUUAAUACAUGUGAUUUGGUUCGAUCCGCAUGUUUUGUAUUGUCCUUAUGUUUUAUUUUUUAUUCGGACCGUCCUUAAUGAGUUUUAAACUCAUAUGAUUCAUUAUUAUCAAAC
Lactuca virosa is the source of this 1660-nucleotide messenger RNA. NCBI's taxonomy places the organism in Eukaryota, Viridiplantae, Streptophyta, Magnoliopsida, Asterales, Asteraceae. The record is from the annotation of a GenBank genome assembly.